Messenger RNA from Rhipicephalus microplus (southern cattle tick), 966 nucleotides. RefSeq names its product piggyBac transposable element-derived protein 4-like. The record is from RefSeq and is a predicted model, not a curated record. NCBI's taxonomy places the organism in Eukaryota, Metazoa, Arthropoda, Arachnida, Ixodida, Ixodidae.
AUGAUACGAUUCAAAAAAGGCCGGUCCUCACUGAAGCAGUUCCUUCCAAUGAAACCUAUAGAGCGGGGAUACAAGGUGUGGUGCAGAGCCGACUCUCAGGCAGGUUACCUGAUUGAAUUUCAGGUCUACGAAGGUAAAGGUGCAGACCGACCUGCGAACUUAGGUCUUGGUGAGCAUGUUGUGCUCUCCCUCAUUGACCGAGUAGAGGCUGGCACGCCGCUAUAUUUCGAUAACUUUUUCACGUCCACACGCCUAAUGGAGGCCUUGAAAGAAAAGAACAUUUUGGCCGCAGGAACGAUUCGCCCAAACAGCAAGGACUUACCUGACGAAAUCAAACGGGAUAACAAGCUACAGAAGGGACAGUAUAUCUGGCAUGCGAAAGGGAGCAUCACAGCUUAUCAGUGGCGGGACACGAAAAACGUACACGUGCUGUCCAACUUUCAUCACCCCAGCGACACUGAGGACGUUGUUCGAAAGCUUUCUGAUGGCUCAUCUAUAUCCGUCCAGUGCCCAAAAGCAGUCUCCGACUACAAUACCUGGAUGGGCGGAGUCGACAAGUUUGACCAAAGAAGGAAUGCAUACCCGGUGGAUCGACCAUCGAAGAAGUCGUGGUACCGAAUUUUUUACUUUCUGCUGGACGCAGCAAUAGUAAAUGCUUUUCUUCAAAUGAAAGCAGUCAGUGAAAUGAGCUACCUUUGGUUCCGGCUCGUCCUUGGUCGCCAGCUGAUAAACGGGCAAACAUUCAAAGGGUCCAGCAAUCACCCUUAUCGAGUCAACAAAAAAGGUGCCAAACAUGGCCAGAAAAUGGUAGGCGUUGCUGAUGAAGAUGAUGAUGGGAGCUGGACAUCACCCUCAGAAGAUUGCAAAAAGGAGGCGGUGUCGUUGGUGCUCGACUGCCAAGAAAGAAGCACGCACCAACCUUCUGUGUUCUGUGUGCAAUGUGCCCCUUUGUUCAACGUGUUUUGA